This is a messenger RNA of Ostertagia ostertagi, 828 nucleotides long. NCBI's taxonomy places the organism in Eukaryota, Metazoa, Nematoda, Chromadorea, Rhabditida, Trichostrongylidae. The record is from the annotation of a GenBank genome assembly.
AUGGCCUGUCAUGGUUGCCGAGACGAUUUAGCACGAUCGAAGGCGUGCGAUUGUCUUCAGGCUUGCACGAUAGGAAAGACCCCACCCUCCGUGGGCAACUGUUCACAGUACGCUGCGAGUUUGCUGAAAUGCGCAACUGACUUCGUCGAUCACAGCGAUUGCUGCACUCUGCAGGGAGUCUCCAGCAAAUGCCUUCCGCUAUGUUCCGGCGAUUCUUUCUCAACUGAUGUUGACUGCACUCCGUACGCGGUCACGAUCAUGGAAUGUUUUGUACGAGGGCACGAAGGCAGUCCGCAACCUGUACGAAAUGUCGAGUAUGAAGUUAUCGGAAGAGGCUUGCUGAGGGUGAAAUGGGAUGAUACUGAUGCUGGUGACACGUACCGUUACUACGCAGUUUACUACAAGAAGAGAGAUGAAGAAGGCGAAUACAAGAUGGAAAAACUCACCACACGCUCCGUGGAGCUGAACAUCGAGCCGGACACCGCGUACGACAUCGGGAUCAUUUCUGCCAAUGCCUUUGGCCAUAGUCCAUUGGUCUUCCUAGACGUACCGUCCACGAGCGUUGGAAAAUCAAAAUCAUCCUCGUCAGGCGGUUCAUCAGCAUUCUUUAUCCUCUUACUCCUUCUUUGCUGCGGAUUUGUCAUUAUCGGAAUCAUCUAUCUGGGUAGAAGGCGAGACCUACCAGCACCAUUUGGAAAACUGAUCCGACGACAGCCACCACCACGAGGACAUCCAACGGUUGCCUUCGAGAACCCUGCCUACGGUAGAGAUUUGAAUUUUAUGGAUUCCUUACAGCUCACGGCUUGCCAUAUUUGCGCGCAGCUGUGA